AUGAACAUUCUCAAAUCGCUGUUCUCCUCACCUCCGGCGCCUUUGAGCUACAUGAAACUUGGUCCGGACGGCAGUAAAGAUAAUCCCUUAAUGAUCCAAUUCUUUACAUGGGAAUCCCAAGUAACAGAAACAAGCUGGUGGAAGCAUUUUGAAAAUGAGAUACCGACAUUGGCAGAAAUGGGAUUUACUCAAGUCUGGUUACCUCCACCGAACAAAGCAGCACAUCCAGAAGGAAGAGGAUAUGAUGCGUAUGAUCUUUGGGACUUGGGCGAAUUUGAUCAGAAAGGCUCGAUCGCCACAAGAUGGGGUUCAAAAGAAGAGUUUUUAAGCGCAUGUCGCGUCGCGAAAGAACACCAAGUAGAUAUUAUCAUCGAUGCGGUGCUCAAUCACAAGCUCGGGGCCGACAGAGUGGAAGAGGUCAAGGUUAUUCCUGUCGAUCCCCAAAAUCGUCUGAAGGCACUUGGUCCACGACAAGAAAUUGAGGGUUGGACAGUCUUUGACUUUCCAGGACGAGGUAAUAAGUAUAGUAGCAUGCGUUGGAACCAAGAAUAUUUCACUGGCCUCGACUGGGAUCAGAAGACACAAACAAAAGGUGUUUUCAAAAUUGUUGGAAAAGGCCACAAAGGCUGGUCAAAAAAUGUUGAUAAAGAGCUUGGAAAUUAUGAUUACCUUCUGGGUGUCGAUAUUGACCAUCGCCAUCCCGAAGUACAGAGAGAUUUCUUCUCUUGGGGAUCGUGGAUAAUGGAGACUACCGGUGCAGUUGGUUUCCGCCUUGAUGCUAUUAAACACAUAGAUCGUGGCUUCACUUUACGUUUCCUUCAAAGCACCAGAAAGUCCACAAACUCCAGAAUGUUUUCAGUUGCGGAAUACUGGUCCGGCAAUAUCAAUUCUGUCUUACCUUAUACUCGUGCUUUCAAAGGGGAGACAGCUUUCUUUGACGUCCCUUUACACAUGAAUUUUCACCAUGCUAGUCAACACUACUCCCGCUAUGAUUUGAGGACCCUGAUGGAUAAUUCCCUCGUCAAAAUUAAACCUGGUCAUGCAGUCACUUUCGUUGAUAACCAUGAGUACGUCGAGGGUCAGAGCCUCGAAAGUUGGGUUGGAGACCACUUCAAAAUACAAGCAUAUGCUGUAAUCCUUUUGCGGGGUACAGGGUACCCAUGCGUCUUUUACGGUGAUCUCUAUCCCAACACAGAAUGUUUCAACGAAAACAUCGCCCGCAACCUCGAGCUACUUGUAAAAGCACGGAAAUUGUAUGCCUAUGGUGGCACCCAGGACUACCCAUCUACAAAGAACUGUAUUGGUUUUGUUCGCAUGGGUGAUUCAACGCAUUCCGGGUGUGCUGUUAUCCUGAGUAAUCGAGAGGAUAGUGACUACGUGCAUAGUAUUCGAAUGAACGUGGGACGGUCCCAUGCCGAAUCAACAUUCCAAAGCUACUUAACAACGGAUGGGCGAGUAGAGAUAGACGCUGAAGGCUGGGGUGAGUUUACUUGUUUUGCAGGUUCUGCUCAGGUUUGGGUUAAACUGGAGAGUUAA
Messenger RNA from Lentinula edodes (shiitake mushroom), 1536 nucleotides. Its product is annotated as glycoside hydrolase family 13 protein. Lineage: Eukaryota; Fungi; Basidiomycota; Agaricomycetes; Agaricales; Omphalotaceae. The transcript is spliced from 20 exons. Gene Ontology annotation, molecular function: hydrolase activity, hydrolyzing O-glycosyl compounds; calcium ion binding. The record is from RefSeq and is a predicted model, not a curated record. The coding region runs from base 1 to 1536 and encodes 511 amino acids. Gene Ontology annotation, biological process: carbohydrate metabolic process.